GUUUAUGUUCUGGGCAAAUGUUUUUGAUACCAGGACUUAUUAUCACAAUGUAUAUUACGCAUAUUCCUAUCCCAGAAGCUUGGAGAAUCGAAAUUAUUCGAUAUUUAGUUAAUAGAGCAAAUCCUGUUGACGGUGGAUGGGGGUUGCAUAUUGAACAUCAUUCAACGGUAUUUGGAACCGCUUUGAAUUAUGUUGUGCUUCGUAUCUUAGGUCUUGAUCCCGGUCAUCCGGUAAUGAUAAAAAGUAGAGCAACUUUGCACAAACUUGGAGGUGCAAUUGGUGCGCCUACAUGGGGAAAAUUUUGGCUAGCAUGUUUAAAUGUAUAUAACUGGAAAGGACUUAAUCCAAUUCCACCAGAACUAUGGCUCCUUCCGUACUCUGUACCGUUUCAUCCAGGUCGUCUUUGGAUGCAUACUCGUGCAGUAUAUCUCCCAAUGGGAUACUGUUAUGGACGUAGAAUAAGUGCUGAAGUUACUCCAUUAAUCGAACAACUUAGGCAGGAAUUAUAUGUUCAACCAUUUGAGACAAUUAAUUGGAUUAGAGCUCGAAAUAAUAUUGCAGAAGUUGAUCUUUAUGUUCCGCAUAGCAAACUAUUAAAAUUUAGCAAUUUUAUGUUCAAAAUUUAUGAAAAACUUCCUAAUUUUGGGCUCCGAAAUAUUGCUAUUAAAAAGAGUUAUAAAUUAAUUAAAUAUGAAGAUGAAAAUACGGAUUAUAUUGAUCUUGCUGCUGUUAACAAAGUAAUGCAUGUUCUUUGCAUAUACUACGAGGAAGGACCAGAUUCUGAAGCAUUCAGGCUUGCCAAAGAAAGAUUAAUUGAUUAUUUGUGGCAUGAAAACCUUAGUCAAGAAGGAAUGUUGAUGACUGGUACGGAUGGUACUCAAGUUUGGGAUACUGCGUUUACAGUCAUUGCUGUAUCUGAAGCAGGAUUGGCAGACGAUCCUUCAAAUCACCAAUCAAUGAUACACGCACUAGAAUUUUUAGAUGAUUCACAAAUAAAAAAAAAUCCUAAUAAUCCUAAAAAAUGUUAUCGUGAUGACGCAUUAGGUGGUUGGGGUUAUAGCACUCGUCAACAGGGAUAUUAUGUUGCAGAUUGUACUAGUUUAGGUAUCAAAGCUGUACUUAAUCUUCAAAAAGAACUUAGUUACACACAAGAUUUAGUAUCUAAAGAACGACUUUGUCAAGCCGUUGAUAUAUUAUUGUCUAAGCAAAAUACUGAUGGGGGAUUUGCGACCUACGAUCGCACUAGAGGCCCAAAAUUUCUUGAAAGGUUAAAUCCUGCGGAAAUUUUUGGAAAUAUUAUGAUUGAAUAUAGUUAUCCAGAAAUAACAUCUUGUGCCAUAACAGCUCUAAAUUAUUUCCAUAAAUGGCAAGCUUCCAAAAAAGCAAUUACAUUCUUACAUAAUUCUCAAGAUAAAAAUGGCGGCUGGUAUGGUACUUGGGGUAUUUGUUACACAUUUACUGCUAUGUUUGCUAUUCAAUGUCUUGAAAGUUUUGGUGAAACAUACGAAAAUAGUGAGAUAGUUAGAAAAGGAUGCGACUUUUUAAUUUCUAAACAGAAGGAUGAUGGUGGUUGGGUGCUUGCUUUAAUGGCAGGCAAUUAUCCAAAUGAGGAACCAAUUCGACGUGGCAUUCAGCUUAUCGCAUCACGACAAUUGCCAACAGGUGAAUGGAAGCAAGAGGCUGUAGAAGGGUCAUUUAUGAAUUGUGCAGUUCUUUAUCCGAAUUAUAAAUUUAUUUUUACUAUUUGGGCAUUAGGAAAAUAUACCAAAAUGUACAAUAAUCCU
This is a messenger RNA of Racocetra persica, 1784 nucleotides long. The record is from the annotation of a GenBank genome assembly. Lineage: Eukaryota; Fungi; Glomeromycota; Glomeromycetes; Diversisporales; Gigasporaceae.